CUGCGCCGGUCACGUGAUCCCGAGAACAGGAAGUAUGUUGUGUGUACAUUGUAUGUGCUUGGGCGAACUAGCAGCUGGCUAGCUCAGUCAAGGUUGGUCAGUCUUCAAAGAAAAUGGACACGCGCUUCACUCGAGGGAAAUCCAACAUUUUGGAGCGACCUCUGACCCGACCCAAGACGGAGGUCAGCGUGAGUGCCUUCGCCCUGCUGUUUUCAGAGAUGGUGCAGUACUGCCAGAGCCGCGUGUACUCUGUGUCCGAGCUGCAGACACGUUUGUCAGACAUGGGCCAGAGCGUGGGAGCCAGCAUGCUGGACGUGCUGGUGCUGAGAGAGAAGAACGGCAAGAGGGAGACCAAGGUGCUGAACAUACUGCUGUUCAUCAAGGUUAAUGUAUGGAAGGCUUUGUUCGGGAAGGAGGCUGACAAGCUGGAGCAGGCCAACGACGACGACAAGACGUACUACAUCAUAGAGAAGGAGCCGCUUAUCAACGCCUACAUCUCAGUGCCCAAGGAGAACAGCACUCUAAACUGUGCUGCCUUCACUGCCGGCAUCGUGGAGGCCAUUCUCACCAACAGCGGCUUUCCUGCUAAGGUCACUGCCCACUGGCACAAAGGCACCACGCUAAUGAUAAAGUUUGACGAGUCAGUGAUAGCCAGGGACAAGGCUUUGGACGGCAGAUAAGAAAGAAUGGAGAGAGUGGGAGGUUACAUAGAACAAUGCAGGGUAAGGAUGCAUCAUCCGCGUCCAGGUUAUUUACUCUGGCAAGCGUCCGGCCCCAGGCUAUGAGAAAUUGACUUUGACUAAGUGUGCGUGACUGUGCAAUUUGUUAAUUAGUGACUGAAUUUCCGCAUGGUGACUGUUGGAGGAGUAUUAUUUUAUGGAUGAAUGGACGUGCAUAUGGAUGGGUGGAUGACCGCCCUAUUCUGAGCCACGUGUAGAACUGAAAAGAUGCAACUAGUUGGCACAGAUUUCCAUGUUUGUGUGGAUCAUCUCACUCCUGUCAUACCUUACAUAGUGACAUUUGACACGUAUAUGUUUACAUGUGUACAUUUACAUUGUUAUGUCCCUAUGUUUACAGUGACAUCACUGUUCACUUACAUACUGAACAAUUCCUGCUUCAUUUUACGCAGUUUUCAUUAGGAAUGCUAGUCUGAUUUUCAUUGUACAGGUAACCUCUCUUUUCAUUAAAGAAAUAAGAAUUACCACACUGAAUGAGAUUGAUAACACACUGAGCCACCGGUAUACCUCAUAUGAUUGGGUGAGGGUGAAUAUCUAAGCUAAGACCAAUCUGAAUGGUGUGUAAACAAUCGUGACAAGCACUGUUUCCAUAAUGGUAAAAUAACAUUGUUAUACCUCAUCUAACGCUAUAAAACAUGUUUCUCAAAGCUAUCUUCCCGCAGAGGGUCCCGACUCAUGUGAAUCACUCCAUAAAUAACAGCUAUUCAGCCGAAAUGUAACAGGGAGAGCCCCGCUCCUACAGUGAGGAGAUCAGUCCUGCAUUUUACUCAUCUAACAGCAUUCCAGUUCAAUCUCUGCUUACAACACCCAUCUCUGUAUAAUUCCUGUAAGAACAUUUGUUUUGUCCAAUGUUGAUGGCACUGUUUAUUUUCAUAUGUUAAUCAUGACUGAAUAAAAUACAGUUUACAUGCA
Myripristis murdjan (pinecone soldierfish) is the source of this 1649-nucleotide messenger RNA. Its product is annotated as trafficking protein particle complex subunit 5-like. Gene Ontology annotation, cellular component: TRAPPI protein complex; TRAPPIII protein complex; TRAPPII protein complex. NCBI's taxonomy places the organism in Eukaryota, Metazoa, Chordata, Actinopteri, Holocentriformes, Holocentridae. Gene Ontology annotation, biological process: endoplasmic reticulum to Golgi vesicle-mediated transport. The coding region runs from base 114 to 680 and encodes 188 amino acids. The transcript is spliced from 3 exons. The record is from RefSeq and is a predicted model, not a curated record.